AUGGCAGACCCCGCCGAGUGCAGCAUCAAGGUGAUGUGCCGCUUCCGGCCUCUCAACGGGGCCGAGAUCCACAGAGGAGACAAGUUCAUCCCGCUCUUCAAGGGGGACGACACCAUCGUCAUCGGGCAAGGGAAGCCCUACGUCUUCGAUAAAGUAUUGCCUCCAAAUACCAGCCAAGAGCAAGUUUACAAUGCCUGUGCUAAACAGAUUGUCAAAGAUGUUUUGGAUGGAUACAAUGGAACCAUUUUUGCAUAUGGACAGACCUCUUCUGGAAAGACUCACACAAUGGAGGGAAAGCUGCAUGACCAUCAGCUCAUGGGAAUCAUUCCAAGAAUUGCCCAGGACAUAUUUGAUCAUAUUUAUUCUAUGGAUGAAAACUUAGAAUUCCAUAUAAAGGUCUCCUACUUUGAAAUUUAUUUGGACAAAAUUCGAGAUUUACUGGAUGUCUCCAAAACAAACUUGGCGGUACAUGAAGAUAAAAAUCGAGUUCCCUAUGUGAAGGGCUGUACGGAGAGGUUUGUAUCCAGCCCUGAAGAGGUGAUGGAUGUUAUCGAUGACGGAAAGGCAAACAGACACGUUGCUGUUACAAACAUGAAUGAACACAGUUCCAGAAGUCACAGUAUUUUUUUAAUCAAUAUAAAACAAGAGAAUAUUGAGACUGAAAAGAAGCUUUGUGGGAAAUUGUACCUUGUAGAUCUGGCAGGAAGUGAAAAGGUCAGCAAAACUGGAGCUGAGGGAGCAGUUCUGGAUGAAGCAAAAAACAUCAAUAAGUCUUUAUCAGCCUUGGGCAAUGUAAUCUCAGCCUUGGCUGAGGGAACGAAAUCCCAUGUCCCAUACAGGGACAGCAAAAUGACCAGGAUACUCCAGGACUCCCUCGGUGGAAACUGUCGAACAACUAUCAUUAUCUGCUGCUCUCCAUCCAUCUUCAAUGAGGCUGAGACAAAGUCCACCCUUAUGUUUGGCCAGCGAGCCAAGACCAUUAAGAACACCGUAUCGGUCAAUCUGGAGCUCACUGCUGAGGAGUGGAAGAAGAAAUAUGAAAAAGAGAAGGAUAAAAACAAAACCCUCAAGAAUAUCAUUCAGCACCUGGAGAUAGAGUUAAACAGAUGGAGGAGUGGUGAGGCCGUGCCCAUUGAUGAACAAACGAGUUCAAAAGAUCAAAAGAGCUUUGAGCCGUGUGACAACACACCGAUAAUUGACAACCUGUCCCCGGCCGCUGCCUGCAUCUCUUCAGAGGAGAAGAAGAAAUACGAAGAGGAGAUUGCCAGCUUGUACCUACAGCUGGAUGACAAGGAUGAUGAAAUUAACCAGCAGAGUCAGCUGGCUGAGAAGUUGAAGCAACAAAUGCUUGACCAAGAUGAGCUCCUGGCAUCAACUCGCCGAGAUUAUGAGAAAAUCCAAGAGGAGCUGACUCGGCUACAGAUUGAGAAUGAUGCUGCUAAGGAUGAAGUGAAGGAGGUUCUUCAAGCCCUGGAGGAACUGGCUGUGAAUUAUGACCAGAAGUCUCAAGAAGUGGAGGACAAGACCAAAGCCAACGAGCAGCUGACCGAUGAGCUGACUCAGAAAACAACCAGCUUGAUUGCAACACAACGGGAACUUCAUCAACUGCAGGAACACAGCAGCCACCAGAAGAAGAGAGCCACAGAGAUUCUCAACCUGUUGCUGAAGGACCUGGGCGAGAUUGGAGGCAUUAUUGGCACAAAUGAUGUGAAAACACUGGCAGAUGUGAAUGGUGUGAUCGAGGAGGAGUUCACAAUGGCUCGUCUGUAUAUUAGUAAGAUGAAAUCCGAGGUCAAGUCUCUGGUCAAUCGCAGCAAACAGCUGGAAACCGCACAGAUCGAGGCAAACCGCAAGAUUAACGCAACCGAGAAGGAGCUUGCCGCCUGCCAGCUGCUCAGCUCACAGCAUGAAGCAAAGAUCAAGUCAUUGACUGACUACAUGCAGAACAUGGAACAGCGGCGCAGGCAGCUUGAAGAAACCCAGGAUUCUCUGAAUGAGGAGCUGGCAAAACUGCAUGCUCAAGAGAGAAUGCAUGAAGUCUCCUUUAAGGACAAAGAGAAGGAACAUUUAACUAGACUACAGGAUGCAGAGGAAAUGAAGAAAGCUUUGGAACAGCAGAUGGAGGGUCACCGAGAAGCUCACCAGAAGCAGCUGUCCCGCCUAAGAGAUGAGAUUGAAGAGAAGCAGAAAGAGAUCGAUGAGCUCAAAGACCUCAAUCAGAAGCUUCAGCUACAGAAGGACAAACUGACCUCAGAUUAUGAGAAACUGAAGGCUGAAGAUGAGCAGAGACAGAUGGAGCUGGAGAAACUUGUGAUUCUUAAUGAGAAGAGGGAGCAAUCUCGAGAAGAUCUUAAAGGUUUGGAGGAAACUGUGGCCAGAGAACUCCAGACUUUACACAACCUGCGCAGGCUUUUUGUUCAGGAUCUCACCACUAGAGUGAAGAAGAGCGUGGAGCUGGACAGUGAUGAUGGAGGUGGCAGUGCAGCUCAGAAACAGAAGAUUUCCUUCUUGGAGAACAACCUUGAGCAGCUGACAAAAGUUCACAAACAGCUGGUUCGUGAUAACGCAGAUCUGCGCUGUGAGCUUCCGAAACUGGAGAAACGUCUUCGCGCUACAGCUGAAAGGGUCAAAGCUUUGGAGGGUGCAUUGAAGGAAGCCAAAGAAAAUGCAAUGCGAGACCGCAAGAGAUACCAGCAGGAGGUGGACCGCAUUAAGGAAGCUGUGAGAGCAAAGAACUUGGCCAGGAGAGUCCAUUCUGCCCAAAUUGCUAAGCCAAUUCGCCCCGGGCAUAUUACCAUCCAGCAGCUUCUCCGACAGCCAUGCACGCCGUCCGAGGUGGAGGCACAGCCGUGCAUUCUUCAGCUUAUUAUCACAACACAAAAUAAUUGGCAAGUGAGUAUAUGCAACACAAAAAUAACCACACACAUGCUACAUAAAUGUUGA
Molecule: messenger RNA, 2943 nt
Organism: Staurois parvus
Lineage: Eukaryota; Metazoa; Chordata; Amphibia; Anura; Ranidae
Source: the annotation of a GenBank genome assembly